Molecule: messenger RNA, 2446 nt
Organism: Trifolium pratense (red clover)
Lineage: Eukaryota; Viridiplantae; Streptophyta; Magnoliopsida; Fabales; Fabaceae
Product: calmodulin-binding protein 60 A
Exons: 7
Coding region: 447-2090 (547 amino acids)
Biological process (GO): regulation of salicylic acid biosynthetic process
Cellular component (GO): nucleus
Molecular function (GO): calmodulin binding; DNA-binding transcription factor activity; sequence-specific DNA binding
Source: RefSeq, a predicted model, not a curated record
CCACUUCCUUCUCAGCCUGAGCUAAGGUUGUCAUCUUCUCUUCUCUUCUCGCUUUCAACUCUUCUUCCUUUCUCUAAUAAGCUAAGAAGUAAGAAACACUCUUUCUCUUCAUUCACCAAAAUUAUAUACUUCUGGUUUUCACUAAACUACGAUAAUUCUUAAUACCUCAGAAACAUCCUACACCAAACAAACUAAGAUACACAACACAAAACUUCCUACUUCUUCUUAAUUUCAUUUUUUUUGGACUUUUUAUUCUUCUUUGUCUUUUUCAGUUACUUCCUCUUUUUGGCGUCACAAUACACACCCCCCUUUUCUUUUACUAUAUAUUUGUGGGCUAUGUUUUGUUUCUUUCCUAUCUUUUUUUAUUGCUCUUUACACCCCCAUGUUGUUUUUCUUCUUCGCUUUCAAUUUUGAACACCCAACACAACACACUUUGUUCUUUGAUCAUGUCGCUCAAAAGGGGUCCCGAUGAUAACAAGACUUCAGAUGAUAAGCGUAGAAAGCCUCCUCCUUUUUGCAGUGUGGUGCGUGAGGUGAUGAAGUUGCAAUCAGUUAGGAAUUUGAUGGAACCGAUUCUAGAGCCCUUGGUUCGUCGAGUGGUUAAGGAGGAAGUUGAAUUGGCCCUAAAGAAGCAUUUGAGCAGCAUGAAACAGACUUGUGGAAAGGAGUUGAUUACUAAGGAAUUAAGAACUUUGCAGCUUCAGUUUGAAAACAGUAUUUCUCUCCCCGUCUUCACAGGAGCUCGAAUUGAAGGAGAAGAUGGCUCAAACAUAAGGAUAAGAUUAGUUGAUGCUUUAACAGGGAAGGUUGUUUGUACAGGACCUGAAUCUUCAGCUAAGGUAGAAAUUGUAGUCCUUGAGGGUGAUUUUGAAGAAGAAAGCGAUGUUUGGAUGCCUGAAGAUUUCAAGAACAAUAUUGUGAGAGAGAGGGAUGGAAAAAAGCCCCUCCUUACAGGAGAUGUGAUUUUAUAUCUUAAAGAUGGGUUUUGUAUGGUGGGUGAAAUUUCAUAUACAGAUAAUUCAAGCUGGACAAGGAGCCGUAGGUUCCGGCUUGGAGCAAGAGUACUGGACAGCUUCGAUGGUAUUAGAAUAAGAGAAGCAAAGACAGAUUCAUUUAUUGUCAGGGAUCACAGAGGAGAAUUGUACAAGAAACACCACCCUCCAAGUCUGUCGGAUGAAGUUUGGAGACUGGAAAAGAUAGGCAAAGAUGGAGCUUUCCACCGGCGUUUGAGCCGUGAAAAGAUCCGCACCGUUAAAGAUUUUCUCACACUACUCAAUCUCGAUCCAUCAAAGCUGCGAACUAUAUUAGGCACUGGGAUGUCUGCAAAGAUGUGGGAAGUAACUGUAGAGCAUGCUCGGACUUGUGUUCUUGAUACAACAAGGCACGUGUCCUUCGCCGCUCAUUCUCAACAACCUCAUGUGGUCUUCAAUGCCGUUGGACAAGUGACAGGACUGCUCUCUGAAUCCGAGUAUGUCGCUGUAGAUAAGCUGUCUGAAACCGAAAAGGCUGAUGCUCAAAUCUCGGUUAUUUCUGCACUUACCCAAGGCGAUUUUGCCUCUUUAGAAGAUGAAGCCUCCCUAAUGGAUGGUUAUUCACACUUAACUAAUGUACACUACUCCCCGAGCUCUCCGAGAACUGAGGGAUCAAGUGCCAACAAGCUUUUGGCUCCGCAAAAGAUUGGAGGGUUCAAUUAUACACAAGAAAGUGCCUCUUCUACAGAUAUCAUGCCAUCUAUUUAUUCGGUCGGUGGAUCUAGUGGCUUGGAUGACUAUGGCUUGCCGAAUUUUGACAGCAUCGGCCUUAGAUAUGAUCAGCAUCUUGGCUUUCCAGUCCAAGUAUCCAACUCUUUGAUCUGCGACACAGAUUCAAUAGUCCAUGCUUUCGGUGAUGAUGAUCAUAUGCAAUUUUUCGAUGCUGAUCUUCAAUCUCAGUGCCAUAUUGAAGCAGAUUUACAGCGUGCUGUUGAUAGCUUCAUGCUGGCACCUUCUCCAUCUAUGGCUAAUGGAAAAGCUCAAAGACGAUGGAGAAAGGUAGUCAAUGUUCUAAAAUGGUUCUUGGUGAGGAAACGACGAAACCAAUUAUAUAUAUAGGGAAGGUUUUGUACAUUGCGUUUGCAAAUGCAGCCAACAAAAAUAAUAUUUUGCUGUGUUGAUAGAGAAAAGUUAUGGUUUUCUCUUAUAUGUAAAUAUACAUCCUCUAUGCAUUGGUUUUUGUAGUUUGCCAGAGGUUAAAGAGCGGUUUUGCUCUUCUCUUUUGUUGUUUAAAAUUGAGUUUGUAAAUACUUGAGAUGUUUUAUUUACAGUCAGGAGAGGAUUUCUGAUUGUUGGGAGAUGCUUAGUGAGGUAGUAAGUAGUAAUGAUUUAAUGAUCCAGAGACCUUUAUUCUGGAUCAUAUUUUUGUGACCAUAAUUUGUCCAAUAAAAUCAGUUUUCUAUUGUUGGUUCCCA